Messenger RNA from Sesamum indicum (sesame), 2817 nucleotides. RefSeq names its product putative galactinol--sucrose galactosyltransferase 2. The record is from RefSeq and is a predicted model, not a curated record. NCBI's taxonomy places the organism in Eukaryota, Viridiplantae, Streptophyta, Magnoliopsida, Lamiales, Pedaliaceae.
AUAAUUGAUCCAAAUCGUCUUGCAUUACAGUCCAAAUUCUUGAAAAGAGUAUCUUGUUAUUGCCUAUGGCAUUUUGCACUGUCCUAAAGGCUGCUUUGGAUCUUUUUGUCCUGAUUUAGCUAUAAAAGACCAGUUCUUGAAUCAUGCUCUUCUCACCCUUGAUUUCACCUACUUCCCUUUUCCCUUCUUCUUGAGAUAUUGCCUUUGAAGGCCCCUCAUUUUUGACAUUCCAUUUUGGUUUUCUUGAAUGCUCAGCAGCCCUUUUCGUUUUUGUAGUUUGAUCGAUAACAGCUUCACAAAACACAGCCGAAUAUGACUAUCAGCGCCGUCCCAGUCAUAAAAAAUGGCUGCCUCAUGGUCCGUGGCAAGGUUGUCUUAACAGGAGUCCCGGAGAAUGUUGUCGUUUCUCCAGCAAGUGCAGGAUCAGCAUUCAUUGGAGCCAAUUCAACGACCUUGAGUUCUCACCAUGUCUUCAAUCUUGGAGUUCUUGAAGAUUGCAAGUUCAUGUGUCUCUUCCUUGCCAAGAUAUGGUGGAUGAUCCCACGUGUUGGGAACUCAGCAAGCGAAAUUCCUAUGGAGACUCAGAUGCUUCUCCUGGAAGCCGGAGAAGAAUCUAUUGUUGGCAUAGUAGACGACGACUCUCCUACAGAACCGGCCAACGACAACAAAUUUUACGUCCUUGUUUUGCCUGUUCUUGAUGGAGCAUUCAGGACAACUCUACAAGGGACUCCAUCAAAUGAGCUCCAGUUCUGCUACGAAAGUGGUGAUCCUGAAGUCCAGACUUCUCAGGCACUGGAAGGAGUUUUUGUCAACUCAGGGGACAACCCUUUUGAACUCAUCAAGGAUUCAAUUAAGAUUCUAGCCAAACAUAAGGGUACAUUUAGUCACCUUGAAACCAAAAAGGCCCCUGCUCAUUUGGAUUGGUUUGGAUGGUGCACAUGGGAUGCUUUUUACACUGAAGUUAGUCCAAAAGGAAUCAAAGAGGGUCUUCAGAGCUUCAAAGAAGGCGGGAUUUCUCCAAAGUUCCUGAUCAUAGAUGAUGGAUGGCAAGAAACCACGAACGAAUAUCAGAAGGAAGGCGAGCCGCUUGUUGAAGGAACACAAUUUGCAACCAGAUUAACAGAUAUCAAAGAGAACAGUAAGUUUAGGGGAUCAGAAUCAGAUGGUUCAACCACAAACCUCAAAGAGUUGAUCCAUUACAUCAAAGAGAAUUAUGGACUCAAGUAUGUAUACAUGUGGCACGCUUUAGCUGGGUACUGGGGUGGCCUUCUUGCAACGUCGGAAGCGCUCAAGAAGUACAGUCCGAAGCUUGAAUAUCCAGUUCAAUCACCAGGAAACAUCGGUAACAUCAGAGAUGUAGUUUUUGACAUGUUGGAAAAGUACGGUGUUGGAGUGAUAGAUCCUCAGAAAGUUUUUGACUUCUACAAUGAUAUGCAUGGCUAUCUUGCCAGCAGUGGGGUGGAUGGUGUUAAGGUUGAUGUCCAGAACUUGUUAGAGACCUUGGGUUCCGGACACGGUGGAAGAGUGUCGAUUACUAAGAAGUACCAUGAAGCCCUUGAUGAGUCCAUAGAGAAAAACUUCAGGGACAAUAACCUGAUUUGCUGUAUGUGUCAUAACUCAGACAGCAUCUUUAGUUCAAAGAAGAGCGCUACUGCUAGAGCGUCCGAGGAUUUCAUGCCGAACGAGCCAACUUUUCAGACUUUACACAUUGCAUCAGUGUCUUUCAACAGCCUUCUCCUAGGUGAAAUUAUUGUCCCAGAUUGGGACAUGUUCCAUAGCAACCACAACACUGCCGAGUUCCAUGCAGCAGCAAGAGCGUUAGGCGGUUGUCCAGUUUACGUAAGCGACAAGCCAGGAAAACAUGACUUCAAGAUCCUCAAGAAACUUGUUCUUCUAGACGGAUCCGUCUUAAGGGCUAAAUACGCUGGCAGGCCUACACGUGACUGCCUGUUUGUCGAUCCGGUCAUGGACGGGAAGAGCUUGCUCAAGAUAUGGAACUUGAAUAAGCUAACUGGAGUAGUUGGAGUUUUCAACUGCCAAGGUGCGGGAAGUUGGCCAAUGAAACAGGCAGCUGAAUCCACAAAAAACUCUUCAGCUGCAGCCACAUCGUGCUCAGGCUGUGUCAGUCCACUUGAUGUCGAAUUCCUUGAUGAGAUUGCAGGCGAAAAUUGGACCGAAGACUGUGCUAUGUAUGCAUUUAACUCAGGAUCUCUUUCCAGAGUGCCAAAGAGCAAGACUGUUGAAGUGUCGUUAGGCGUAUUACAAUGCGAAAUAUUCACCGUCUCUCCAAUAAAGGUUUUGAACGAAAACAUUCAGUUUGCUCCCAUUGGCUUAAUUCACAUGUACAACUCAGGAGGAGCAGUGGAAGAAUGCAGCUUCAAAGACAGUGUUGUAAGAAUGAAGGCAAGAGGGUGGGGACUGUUUGGAGCAUACUCAAGUGUAAAACCAAGUUCUUGCAAGGUAGACAGCAAAGAUGAGGACUUCUCUUACAGGUCUGAAGAUGGACUUGUGACGGUGAAUCUUCAGAGUGAGAGCAGCUUCAAAGAGAUUGAGAUUGCAUUUUAAGGCAGUUUCCUUUGAAGUUAUAAUCAGUGGUUUCAAGAGUAGAUAAGUUAGUGGAAGUAUGAAAGUUGAGUGUGUCUGAAGGAGUUCCAGGUUGAGUUGUUUCCAAGGGGGAGUGUUGAAGAAUGUAACAAGAAAAAAGAAUGAGUUUGCACUAGUUUUUAUGGUUUCAUUUGUUUACUUAGUUCCAUUUUUCUUUUUCCGCUGGUGGGGCGGAAGCAAUAAAAUUUUGAUAAUAAAAGUGGAUUCAUAUUA